UAAAAAAAACAAAAAUACUAAAAAUAUGUUAAUUAAAUUUAUCACUUGUGGCUAUAUUAAAAUAAGUCAAGGAUUUUUUAUAUUUAAAUGUUAUUUGUGAUGACUCCAAUCCAACAAGUAGUCCAGAUGUUAAAUAUUAUUUUAUUUUUAUUUAUAAUUUGAUAAAUAGCUUGAUAAUAAUUUUGGCUAUUCAACAAAAUAAAUAAAUAAAUAAAUAAAUAAAUAAACAAUAAAGGAAAUAAACAUUUAUAAAUUAUGGAAGAUAGUGGUAUAGACAGUGAUCCAAAACCUGUCAAUAAUAAUGAAGAUGAAAGACUAUUUCAGACAAGUGAUAGCAGUAGUAGCAGCAGUGGCAAUCAAAUUCAAUCGGUUCAAAGAAGUACAACGAAGCAACUUCAUAAAAAGCUUGAGGCACGUAUUGAACAGGCCAAACGUAUUCAACGUAAUUCAGAAUAUAUAAAACUUCCAAGUAAUGAAAAAAAUAUUGUACCAAGUAGUUCGGCUGGAUUGAUAUCAAUUCAAAGAUUACCAAUACCACAUAAAAAUAAUGAACAUUUUCCACUCGUUGAGUAUUGGCAGAGUGAUACUGAAAGUGGAGAUGAAACAACAUUGUUUCCAAUUUCACGAAGUAAGGACAAUGGAAAACACAAACAAGAUUUAACUGAUACUUUUAGUAUUGAAGAAAUGGAAAUGAGUGAAGAUGGAAGUGAGGAUUCAUUACAUUUAGGUCCAAAAAAAUUUACUGAUCCACAAACAAGGACGUACAAACCAAAUGGAUGUUUUAAUUGUAAUUGUCAAAUUCUUUAAAAUAUAUAUUUAUAAAAACUUGUAGAUUAAAUUUUUUUUUCUUUUUUUUAAAACAAGAAAACAAACAAAUAAAAUAAUUUUUAUUUAGUUGCCAUAAUGUCUUCCAAAAAAAAAAAGCGCAAAAAAUCAAUUUUUUUUUUUUACAAGAAAAAGCUUUAGUUUCAUUUACCGAAUAAAAGCAAAAUAAUCUUAAUGAAAAUAUAAUUUUUAUAAUUGUUAUUUUAAGUUUAUUAAAUGCAAAUUAAUUUGUUGUUUUUUUUUUAAUAUAAUUAAGUCAGAGUGUUAUAAUUUCAACAAUCGUGCGCAUAAUUACUAUGCAUCCUCACGUGUAUCUCUGCAUUAAAUUGAUAAUUACCCAACGAUAUGAUAAUAUUAAAUUAUUAAUAAUUAUAUGUAUGUGUGUUAACAAUAAAAUAUUUUAUGUAAAAAAAUAUAUUAUAAUAAAUAAAUAAACAAAUAAUCUAUUUAUUGAAAAA
Molecule: messenger RNA, 1283 nt
Organism: Aphidius gifuensis
Lineage: Eukaryota; Metazoa; Arthropoda; Insecta; Hymenoptera; Braconidae
Exons: 5
Coding region: 256-807 (183 amino acids)
Source: RefSeq, a predicted model, not a curated record